CAGAAAGCUGUACUUAGUUGUCAUAAAAGUCUUAUAUUUCUCGGUGAUUUAGCACGUUAUCGGGAGUUGCAAACUGAGAAACCACGUAAAAAUUGGUCUAUUGCGUGUGAUUACUAUAACCAUGCAAGACAUUUAGUCCCUGAAAGUGGUAAUCCACAUAAUCAAUUAGCCGUAAUCGCAACCUACAGUGCAGAUGAAUUUUCCGCUGCUAGAAAGUCUUCUGCUGAUGCUCAAGAAAAAGGACAAGAGACCCCUCAAAGAGACCAGAAAGAAAAUGGUAGUAGACGACGAUUUUCUCAUCAGCGUCAAACAUCGUCUGCAGCGCAAUCAGCCAAAAUUCGAACCGGUGAAGCUACACAGGCCUUUUUUUCCGAUUUUAUUCGUUUGCAUAGCAUUUUGUACUUUAGAACGGAUUUGGAAUCGUAUUCCGAAUUGAAAGCAGCUUUGCUGAAUCAACUGAGAGAAAGUGUUCUUUCUCUCGCAUUGGACCCUGAUCAGCUCUUAAAAUUUACGGCUAUUAAUAUGGCAGCCUCAUUCGUCAUUCGACAUAUUGCAAAUGGAGAUAGUAACCAUGUUAAUCAAAGUCCGAAGGCCACUAUUUCGUAUUCUACAGCCUCUAAAAAAGCCCUUGUAGAAAAAUACGCCAUAUUAUUAACUUUGGAUUCACUUUCCACUUUACUGGAUGUGUGUAACUCUGAGUUGUUAGAUGUUGUGGUUGAAUACUCGGAUCAAAGGCACAAUGCAGUUCAAAUUCUUCCGGCUCCUGUUAAAAGAAGUUUGAUAUCUCUUCGUGUGGGAACAAAAUGGGUUUAUUCUUCCCUUGAACAUCUGUCAUCAAUAACCGCAUUGAUUGAAAAAGAUCCUAAUGUCAAAAAUGAGUUCACAAACAUCGCUAUGUUUUGGCAACGGUUUGCUGAAUUCCUUAAUUCUUUGGAACGCUUGUUCCCUCAUAGUCAAGGCAUUCCUCUUGAUGUUCCGCUAGCAGAAGAUCUUGAAUUGACCGGAUUUUCAGGUUUAAAAAAUCAUACCUUUAUGAAUGAACAGAUUUUACUUAAUCAAGGGGAGCCCUUUGAAGAAUUAGACAUGCGCAUCUAUGACAUAUUUGAAGAUGCUUGCAAGAUUUCGGAAUCAGAGCAUUCCCAAUUAUUCUAUGUUGAUGGUGUAUUUAGUUCAGGUGCACCACCUAGCAAGGCUGCAUCUCCUGCUAAUUCUUUGAGCCCCGUCCAAAAUCAAGUUGCAGACCAAUCUUAUGUUGAGGACAAGGUCGAAGUUCCUAUUACUGAUUUAAUCGCGGAUCAUUACGAGACUAAUUUAGCCGAGUCCCAGUCCUUUGCAUCCAGUAGCCCCAAAAAACUAACUAAUGAUUCUUCCGAAGAUGGUGAUUCAGAAGAUGAAGUGAUCUUAUUUACAGGAAGACAUUCUUCUGUUAUUGAGAACAACAAUGCGAAUGACUUGGCUAAUUCUGAAAAAUCCUCUCCACGUCCUACUACUGCUGAAGUCUUAUUGACUCAAGUUUUAAAAUCUAACAAAUCAACAUCUUCAACAUUACCAAUUACCAAUUCAACUAAUCACUGGAAUCAGUUUAAUACCACCCAAUUAUUUCCAAACAGCAAUAACUUAAACGUCGAAAACGUUGAAACAAAGCAGCAAAAUUUUUUAGAGUUUUUAUACCCCGUGACUAGGCCUUCAACUAAUCUAAACGGCAACAUUAGUGCAUACUCUCAAACGGUAUUCCCCGCGCAUACCGCUAUUUCUGGAGUGCCAAAUGCUUCACAGGAUCCUCUUGUGCCUUCUACAAAACGUUUGUCCGGAGAAUUUAAUUCAAUUACGCCACAUCAACAGGCGACCGCUAUUUCAAGCGCAUCAUUGUUUGCGUUUCCAGGAACUGAUGGUGGUGUUUCUCAAUUUGGUUUAUUUGGCGAUCCCAAUACUAGCCUUCUUGGUUUUUCGGGAACGUCUGGACAUACUUCUGCGAAAUCUAGCUUAUCAGCUAUCAAUCCACCGCCUGGGUUUUCAUCUGAAUCAAGUGCAUUCGAUUUACACAGACAUAAUCAACAAAAUAAUCAAUCUUUAUUCCAACCAUCUAAUGUUUUUGGGUUCUCUUCUUUCGAUAUGAGCACCCAAUUCCCAUGGAAGCAAAGGGAAUAUGUAAAUGGUUUGUCAGAUGGUAAUUUACAAGUGAAUGGAACGGCUGGAUUAUCCGAUCAUUAG
Molecule: messenger RNA, 2211 nt
Organism: Racocetra persica
Lineage: Eukaryota; Fungi; Glomeromycota; Glomeromycetes; Diversisporales; Gigasporaceae
Source: the annotation of a GenBank genome assembly